CGGGGCCUGCGAGGGCUGGCCCCUGGGCGCGCGCGGGGAGGACAGCGAGGUGGAGGAGGACGAGGAGAUGGACGAGGUGAGCCUGCUGUCCGAGCUCGUGGAAGCGGCCUCCUUCCUGCAGGUCACGUCCCUGCUGCAGCUGCUGCUGUCCCGGGUGCGGCUCAACAACUGCCUGGAGAUGUACCGCCUGUCGCAGGUGUACGGGCUGCCCGACCUGCAGGAGGCCUGCCGGCGCUUCAUGGUCGUCCACUUCCACGAGGUGCUGUGCAAGCCCCAGUUCCACUUCCUGGGGUCUCCUCUCCAGCCUUCAGGGGACAUCGGCCUGAAGCAGAGGCUGAGGGAGGCCCGGAUGACGGGGACUCCUGUCCUCGUGGCCCUGGGGGACUUCCUGGGGGGACCCCUGGCCCCGCACCCCUACCAGGGGGAGCCCCCGUCCAUGCUCAGGUACGAGGAGAUGACUGAGCGUUGGUUCCCGCUGGCCAACAACCUUCCUCCCGACCUGGUGAAUGUCAGGGGUUAUGGGUCCGCCAUCCUGGACAACUACCUCUUCAUAGUGGGCGGGUACAGGAUCACCAGCCAGGAGAUCUCCGCUGCGCAUUCCUACAACCCCAGCACCAACGAGUGGCUCCAGGUGGCCUCCAUGAACCAGAAGAGGUCUAACUUCAAACUUGUGGCUGUUAAUUCAAAACUCUAUGCCAUUGGAGGACAGGCCGUUUCUAAUGUUGAGUGUUACAAUCCUGAGCAAGAUGCAUGGAAUUUUGUGGCACCCUUACCAAAUCCUCUGGCUGAGUUCUCUGCAUGUGAGUGUAAGGGGAAGAUUUAUGUCAUUGGAGGAUAUACUACCAGAGACCGGAACAUGAAUAUUUUGCAGUACUGCCCCUCUUCUGACAUCUGGACGCUCUUUGAAACAUGUGACGUCCACAUUCGCAAGCAGCAGAUGGUGUCUGUGGAGGAGACCAUCUACAUCGUGGGAGGGUGUCUCCACGAGCUGGGGCCCAACCGGAGGAGCAGCCAGAGCGAGGACAUGCUCACCGUGCAGUCCUACAACACUGUCACCCGGCAGUGGCUCUACCUCAAGGAGAACACGUCCAAAUCGGGUCUUAACUUGACUUGCGCACUCCAUAAUGACGGCAUCUACAUCAUGAGCAGAGAUGUGACCCUGUCCACCAGCUUGGAGCAUCGGGUUUUCCUCAAGUACAACAUCUUUUCAGAUAGUUGGGAAGCCUUUAGGCGUUUUCCAGCCUUUGGACAUAACCUCCUGGUUUCCUCUCUUUAUCUGCCCAAUAAGGCAGAAACAUGACUGAAUUGACUUGGUAUUUAAAAGAAACCUGGUUCAAGACAGAAAAGAUUGUGGUGUCCCAUUUCUAGGAAGACUGAUUUCUAAAGGGAAAGUAGGGGUUAAAGUAGGUCACGCAUAUGCAGUAGCAGCUGUAAAUAAGCUUACUUGAUCUAAUUACUUGAGCACUCGUGGAGAAAAGAGACCAACUUUUUUUUUAAAUUAUUGAUUUUUAAAUUAUGGGAGCAAAUCCAUGAUAAUGUUUUCUCCAAACGUGAUCUCUUGGGCCAGUGACUGAAACUGAUCAUCAAAAAGUAGAUUCAUUGUGUCUGCUUGGUAAAGGGCCAAAGUCAGUGACUAGAAUGAAGGUGAUUUUAAAAUCUGUUUUAUUUAGGUCCCUUGAAAUACCAUUAGUACCUUAAGUGAGAAAUUUUCUUUUUUUUUUUUUCAAUGUACUUGACAAACAUUCAUAUUAACAUUGUAAUUCUCUCUACCCUGCCUCAAUCCUACCCGCACUUCUAGUGUGUUAAAUAGUGUUCUGUGUUCAGGUAUUUUGUUUGCACACUACGUUUCAGGAAACUUAAAAUUAUGGAACCCCACAGUGAAUCCUUGCAAGUGUUCAGUCCUCCCCAAAAUUUACAUAAAAACAUUCUCAGCUAUUUUUCCAGUCCUUUUUGCAAUUACAAAUGAUAGAUAAAUAGACUGAUACAACCUCUUAUUUUAUUUAUGUGGCACAUUGCAUAUUUAUGUGGUCAUAUAGGUUGCAUUGGUAGGUGUUCUGUACUGUUUAAAAUAGAGGAUAUAUUGUUUAAAAGGAUGGAUAUAUGUAUAUUUUUAAAAAUUGAGUCUUAAAUAUGAAUCAAGGGAAGGGAGGGAAACACCAAAUAAGGAAAAACGUUUGCCUUUAAGAGUUACUUUUAUUGAAUGUAUUUGACUUCAUUCUUAUUUUAAGGCUGAAAAUGAACCUUAUCUUCUUUAAAUCAGGCAGCUUUCUAACCUAAUCUUAACUUUGUAAUUGAUGCUUUGCUUUUGUGGACUGAGGUGAGGAUAGCUGUAAAACAUUUGUGCUGGAGAGAGAGGAAGAAGUGGAAUGGCUUCUGGUGGUGUUUCUGAAAUUAUGUAAAGUGCUUUACUUGUCUUGUUUUAACUCAAAUAGAGCUGAGCAGUUGUUUUCACUUAAGUCAGUUAAUAGCAAACAAAAGUUGCCAAUUGUAGAUCAACAUUUCUUAAAAAAUGUAUACUCAAACUUAGGGGAAUUUUAGUUUGAUUGAAAAAUACUUUCUGAAAUUACCUGAUAUUUUUUAAUGGAAUCAGUUAACCUGUGAACUAGAUUCCAUCUUUCUGCACAAACAGCAGGCAGAACCAUUUCAGUUGCAGCAUGCCUCUCUUUAAGGAAGUCCUAUAGGAAAACAAAAACUGUCACAGUAAAUGCAUGCAUUCAACACUUACUGAGUGCCUGCAGUAUGCCGUCCACUGUGCAGAUAUAAGACGGAGUAGGUGGUAAUCACUUAACAGAGCUCUUCAGUUUAUUAGAGGAGUCACUACAGGGUUUCUUUAUAACCAUGGCCUCUAGUAUAUUUAAAUAAGGGUCCAAUUAUAAAAAUUCUAUUUGCACAACUUGUCAGGAAUACGUCUAUAAGUAAAAUGAGGUAAGCCUUUAUUUUGGACAGAGAAACAAAUCUUUGUAUCUUGUCACCAAAUAAGCUUAUCAAUAAUCUACUUAUAAUUUUUUAAGGAUUUCUAAGCUGUGUCCCUAUAUUCCCAAAUAUUAAGUCCUUUUUAAAAAAAAUAAAUAAAUAACUUCUGAACCAAAAUAUCCCUGGGAAUAGUUGUUGAAUAAUAGAUUUAUAUUAAUUUAUAUUCAUUGUAAAAUAAAUUUCCAGUGACCUAUAAUUUCAUUACAUAUAUCUUAAAAUCUAAUUUAUUUUAGAUAGUUUAACUUUUUGUUCAUAUAAAGCUUAACUUUUUAAAGGCUUGAGUCUAUAAAUUCAGAAGAUAAGCCAGUUUAAUUAGUGUCGGACAAACAAUUGGAGAUUAGCUUGUUAACAAUCACAUCAUGUAAAAUAGAAUAUUAUUCCUGCCAAACAAUUAUCUUCGGGGCUGCAUCAUUGGGUCUGUUUUCCUAAUGCUGAAAAUUAGAUUCUUGGACCAAGUGAAGGUAUAAUCUGAUCCACAAAGCUUUUUUAUAAACCAGGUUUGGGGUGUGUGUGUGUGUGUGUGUGUGUGUGUGUGUGUGUGUGUGUGUGUGUGUAUACGUAUAUAUGCUUGUAUAUUAUAGCUCUCUCAGAUACACAGACUUCCGUCAGGAUUUGGUUCCUCUGGGCUGCCAGCCAUGCUUGGCAAAGGUGGGAUGUGCAAUAGGAACAGAGCUGUGGAUUUUGUGUUGUCAUCCUUCCUGCUGUGCACAUCAGCUGUGUUGACAUUUUGAGGGUAGUUUUAAUUUAGCUUUGUUCUCCUGUUGGUGCCAAUGUUAUAUUGAAGACUACCUAUGAUGAAGGCCAUUUUUUUAAAAAAAAACUCCCUUCAUCCCCCAGGAGUGUCCUUAACUCUGAUAGCAUCUCUAUUUUCUUCCCAUUUUCUUAUCUAAAUGCUUUAUCCAUUUUUUUCUAAGAUGCUGACCUCCCACUAUGGAGAAAGGGUUUGCUGGAAAGAUUUCCAGUGACAGCCAGUAGUACCCUAUUUUACAGAGAAUGGUAUGAGUGGUAGAGAGUGAGUCCUGUGUUCGGGUUGGUAAAAGGAGGUUGUUGGUCCUUUCUGUCAUUCUUUCUGACUUUCUUUUCAACUGCCUUAGUUUCAGAGGCCUCUCCCCUUAGCAUCGUUUAAAGGGUUUUCUGAUGAAUGUUUAAGUGUUGAUUAUUUCAACAGUAUUGGUUAAGUCAUAAUGAAGUACUGAGAAGGUUAUACUAGUAAGAAACAAACAGAAGGCUCAAGAUUAAGCAUAGAAACCAAAGAGAAUUUAACUCCAACAUUUUUUUUAAACACCAAGAUCCCAAGAAAUUCCAAAUGCCUUAGAUAUCAAAGCUAUACAGCACUGAAAUAAAGUUCUUUCUCUGCAAAGGGAGUAAUCAAGUAAAUGCCUGUUCUCUUUCAAAGAACAAUUGCUUACUGAGCAUGGUGGAUACAGCGUUUUCAGAUUUCCAGGUAAAGUUAUGAUCCUGCCUGUUUGGCAGAAGAGGGAAAUUGAGAGGCAAGGUCUUAGUCUUCCUGAUCAGCCAGCAUUUAACGAGCAGUGGUUUAAUGCAGAUCACUUGGGAGGCAGCAUAGCAACAUAGAGGGAUAUGAGUGAGUGUUGGAUGCCUUUUUCCUAGACCAAGAUGGGGAAUAUAUAACAUCUAUUCUGCUGUUCUUUGAAGGUGGCAUUUUGAAGGAGUGUAGCACUCUUCCUCCCUGGUUUCAGAAUCCAUAUCGUAUCAAUGCUUCCAGACAUCUGUUCCCAAUCCAUCAGAGUAAAAUAAAGCCUGUUGCCAUCCCUGCCCUAGACAUUCGAGUGAAAGUGUUAAGUGGGUAGACAGCAAAUAAAAUGGCUUUGAAAGCAGUGAGCUGAUCAGCUCAGUUUCCUGGUUACCAGAAAUACUUACUGAAUGUUUGUUAUGUGCAAGACAACGCUAAGAACAGGGGAUACCAGCAUAAAUAGGCCCGGUCCCUGAUCUUGAAGAGCUUGAAUAUUCACCGUAAUUGUCUUCACCAGGGCAUCCUUCUCAAAGAUACCCACUUUUGUCAGGCACUGGGGGCUCUCUGUUCCUGUGGCCUCUUAAGUCUUGGUCCUUAAUCUGUCCUUUGCUUCAUGAUUGACUAACAGUUGUCACAAACCAGUUUUUUGUUUGUUUUAAUUUGAGCAUCACAUCCUAUAUUUUUGUGGGGGUUUUUUUGCUGUAUUUUUUUUUUCUCACCACUUUUCAUAGUCUUCUCUGAACUUCAUUUUUGUGGAAAAAUGGAAGCUACAUGUAAUCUGCUUUAUUUACAAAUACUCCCUAAACACUAGCCUUUGCAGUUGAGCGCUCCCCAACUUGGUCCAGUGAAAGGGAGGAGCAAAGUCCGUGAAGUUAGUACCAAGAGAGGCAAACCAACCGCACGUGUGCUUAUGCUAUGCCUUUGAAACCCUCCCACAAAAAGUAUUAGUAAAGAAAUAAUCAUUCUGCACUGGUACUGAUGAAAAGUCAGUUGAUUUUUGCCUUUGUGGUACUUGUCAAAGGAUAGUUUUUCAUUCUUAUGCUUCAUUCAUAUAUGAUUGUUCUUCGUUUUCUAUAUUAACUUAGGCAUAAAUUCACACCAACUGGCACAUGCUGACUUCCGUGUUGACAUAACCAUUUUUAUUCAUUCCUAUAGGAAACAUUAAAUAUAAAAGAUGGUCAAUUUUGAAGAACAAAAGGGUGCUGAAAUGACUUAGAGAGUUGGCUGGUGCUUUCUCAAAUGGAUGCCAUAGUUUAUUACUAGUAAAGAAAAGGAAAAUGUGAUUUGCAUUAUUGUGUGUGUCAUUUUUUUCUAUCAAGAACCUUAGGAAUGGGGCACUUUAGCUGUCCCUACAAUGUUUUCGUGUCUUGUAGUCAUUUUAAGGAAAACAAUAAUCUGUAGAAUGAAUAGAUAUGUUUUGUUAUCACUGAUACUUUCUUUGUUAAAAAGGUUGUAUUGAGUCUUCAAUUUCAAGUGUAGCUUAAGAGUAAACAUUAUAUGAUUGAUUUGAAUACAAUGAUGCCUAUGAAGCACUCACUAUAACAGUAUUCAUUUUGUGUUGAUACUAGAACUAUAGAAGAAAUUCUCUUCAAAUAAAAUAGUUCUCAAUCACUA
Messenger RNA from Carlito syrichta (Philippine tarsier), 6061 nucleotides. It is a transcript of the gene KLHL42, whose product is annotated as kelch like family member 42. The coding region runs from base 68 to 1300 and encodes 410 amino acids. Lineage: Eukaryota; Metazoa; Chordata; Mammalia; Primates; Tarsiidae. Gene Ontology annotation, molecular function: protein binding. The record is from RefSeq and is a predicted model, not a curated record. The transcript is spliced from 3 exons.